This is a messenger RNA of Hipposideros armiger (great roundleaf bat), 1048 nucleotides long. It is a transcript of the gene CD7, whose product is annotated as CD7 molecule. The coding region runs from base 551 to 994 and encodes 147 amino acids. The record is from RefSeq and is a predicted model, not a curated record. The transcript has 2 exons. Gene Ontology annotation, molecular function: signaling receptor activity. Gene Ontology annotation, biological process: adaptive immune response. Gene Ontology annotation, cellular component: membrane. NCBI's taxonomy places the organism in Eukaryota, Metazoa, Chordata, Mammalia, Chiroptera, Hipposideridae.
GGUCCUGCUGAGCCCAGCUGGGCAGACAAGGGGUGUUUCUGGGUACCCCACAGACAAGCAAGGAUGUGCCACUGGAAAUGGCGUGGAAACAGGCAGCCAGAGUUGGACAGAGAGAGGGAGAUGGGACAGUGCCUGCAGCUAUCUUGGGGACUGUCAUUGAAGAAAGGGAGAGGCGAAGAGGCGCUCAGUGAAGGGCUGGCUGCUUUGGAAGGCAGAAGCCCGGUUCCAGCUCCCCUGACCCUGGGGGGAGUCUGCAGGCAGCCUGCAGGACCCUCAGAACUGAGUGCAGCCACUGGGGUGCUGGCACCCCGAACUGCUUCAAGGCUCCCACAUGGUGCCUAGUCUGUGGUGACCUGUCAGUGGGGCCCCUCCUUCCUGCCACCGUCCCCUGCGGGGAGGAUGAUCUCUGCCCCUCUGGCCAGGCCAGUGGUGACAGUGGUGGGUCUUUCCUGCAGAGGUGUGGCAGUCCCCCCGCUACGCGAUCACCCCAAAGGGGGGCUCCAUCAACAUCACCUGCUCCUCUGUCCAGCCCCUGUAUGGGGUCUACCUGAUGCAAAAUUGUGAGUCAAAUCUGCUCAAAGUGAUUUUCUAUGCGGACGGGAAGGAGCCCACCGUGGACGAGCGGUUUUGGGGGCGCAUUGCCUUCUCAGGGUCGCAGUACAACCUGACCAUCACCAUGCAACACCUGCAGCCGGAGGACACCAACACCUAUAUCUGCAAGUUCAUUAAGGAUGAAGUGGCCUGGGGCUCCUACACCUUUGUCACCGUGACAGACGCACUGUUCCAAGAAGCGAACACAUGCCAGGAGGCUCAGCUGACACACACACACAUUGCCCUCACCGUGGCCCUGGCUGUAGGUUUCCUCCUCAUCGGGCUGGGGCUCGGGGCCGUGUGUGUCCUGAGGAGGACGCAGGUCAGUGUGAGCCCCAGCUGUCACCUGUGUCCCUGUAAGCCAGCUCCUCUCAGACAGCAGGGAGGAAAAGAGAACGGUUAGGCCCCAUGGAGCUGGCCACCUGGGGAACCCCAGCACUCGUGCAUCCCCUCCACG